This is a messenger RNA of Elgaria multicarinata webbii, 5268 nucleotides long. RefSeq names its product tumor protein p53 binding protein 1 (gene TP53BP1). The coding region runs from base 495 to 5135 and encodes 1546 amino acids. Gene Ontology annotation, biological process: positive regulation of transcription by RNA polymerase II; DNA damage checkpoint signaling. The record is from RefSeq and is a predicted model, not a curated record. Gene Ontology annotation, cellular component: nucleus. NCBI's taxonomy places the organism in Eukaryota, Metazoa, Chordata, Lepidosauria, Squamata, Anguidae. The transcript is spliced from 24 exons. Gene Ontology annotation, molecular function: histone binding.
UCCCUGCGGGAGACACGGAGCCGGGAGGGGAGGCCGGGUGCUCUCGCCUUGCCGGGCCCCCUCCCCGCGGCGCGCCUCGUCCUUCAGGGGUGGAGGCCGGGCCCGGGGCCCCCGAAGGCGCGCUCCAAGCCGAAGGCACAUCACAAUUGGACUUUGGUCUAGUGCUGUCCCAGAGCCAAGACCUAGAAGGAGAUGUGACAGCAAGUGAUGUAGGCCAUGAGAACCAAGUGCAACCUACGGGCAUUAAUGCUGACUUGGAGGAAGAAGAGAAGAAACAGGACUUUAAAGGCGGACAAGAUGCAGUAGCACUGGAUGAAGUGAUAAGAUCUGGGAGUGCCUGUCCUGACAGGUCAGGGGUCAACCUCAGCAGCUCCCAUAAAAGUUCUGCCAGAAGACCAACUUAUACCUGCUAUCCACUUGAUCAAAAUCCAGAAGUGAAAGAUCCCUCUGUUUGGGAUUCACAGGAGGCUGCGGUCUUAUCUACGCAGGAGGAUAUGUUUGGCCAGAGCAGUGCAACAGAUGGUGUCUGUGCCACAUCCAGGGCGGAAGAGGCAGGUUCUCCGAUAUCUACUCCUGCAGAUCCCUUGCAGGUUCUUCAUCUUUCUGGACAGGGGCCUCUUUUCAUUUGCACUUCAGGUCGUGCUACACCAUCUCCUGGUGUCUUGCAACCUGUGCCUCUCAUCAUUCCAAGAAGCCCAACAAACCAGGAAACAGAAGGAAAGCAGGAUGAAGAGUCUGUGGAUACUCCAGGGCUUUCUCAAGCAUACACACCUGUCUCACAAGAUGCACCAGCUUUUGCUCCAUCAAUCAUUGCCAUGCCGUCACAACCAGAGUUCUCCCAUGACACCUUUCUUGCAACUCCAAGCUUAGAAGAAGGACCUAAGGCACCAACAGAGAAGGAAGAUGAUUCUGAUGCCUGCCUGCCAGCAGAUGGCUCUGAAGUCCCAGAGGCAACAACAGCAGCAGCACCUUUUUCAGAGGCCCGUUUGCUAUUGCCCUCAGGCAAGGCCUGUGCUUUGGCACUGCCUGCUAGUGAAUUCAGCCAGUCCGUUGAGGAAGUGGGCAGGGUUAUGCAUCCUGAGGAAAUGGCUACAGCACCUCGUGGUGCUUUGGUGGACGAGUUUUGCUUGGCUGACCACUGCAGUGAGCAGCAGUUUAAUGAAGACAGUCAAGCUGUGUUUGUGGAGGCAGCAGGAGGAACCUCCACUAUCCAGGAUGGAGCUGGAGAUGACCUGGGCAAGGGGUCUUUGCUACCAGAACAUGAAACUGUUCCAGAGACGCCACAUGAAGAACAAGGAAAAGCUAAGCUGCUGAGUGAGGAAGGGACUUCCCUUUGCUUGAUUCUUUCUCAGGAAGGAAAAUCGGCACAAGCUGAAUCCUGCCCAACUCGAGGAAACUCUCAAGUUGUGCCUCAGGCAGCUGAACCAGAAAACUUGAAAGGAGGCCCUUUGGAAGAUACCACGGAGGCUGCUCUGGAAGGGCACAGCCCAUUCCUGGGGGCUGGUCCUGAAAAGAUGCUGAAGCUCUCUGAAACCCAGCCCCAGCCUGAGCUGGAGAGCCUCGGGUCCCAGGAGAGGGCCAGGCAGGGAAACUGGCCUGAGGGUGAGGACCAAGCUGUGGAGAAGAAGAGCUUGCUGCUUCUGCCUCCAGGAGAAGGGGAUUUGCCACGGACCAAGUGGGGCAAAACACCAGAGAAGAAGCCGGCAGCACUGCAAGGGCAAGGCAAUGGGGAGCCAGCCCCCCUUCCAAGGGCUCAGCCCAGCCCAGGGAGAGAAGACGCCGUGCUGGGGAACCUCCCUGUGCUUGGCAAGGGAGAAGAAGCACCUGUGCCACAAGCAGCCCAGCCAGGGGGUGUGGAGGGCCAGGUGGAGAGUCAGCCGAAGCCGCCUGGGCUGGCAGGAGAAAGACCACUGUGCCGAAGGGCCCCUGACGCGUCCGUCAGCUUGCCUGUUGAAAGCCCCUUUCAUUUCUCUUCACUGAAGGAGAGAGAUAAUAUUCAGCCCAUGACAAACAUCACUCCACCUUUUAUUGGCCAACUUAAAAAAGGCCCAAGACGACACAGCACUCCUAUUGUGGCUGGAAACUGUCCAGACAACACCAUAGCAACCAGUGAUGUCACAGCAGAGGACGCCACUGAGGGUACCAUGGAGAGCGCUCUGGUCUUGGCUGAGAUGGAGGUCGAACACAAAGGGAGUUCUGUGGCUGCUCGUGAGGAGGAAGAGAAGCUGUCUUUACCUAUGAACACUGCGACUCCUGUGACUGAAGAGAGUGAUGAGUCUCUGCCUUUCAGCCUGGAGAAGCCUGCAGGCAGUGAAAAGAAGAACGGCUCUGUCACAAGAGCCGUUUCCAGCUCUUGGAAGAUGCCGCCAUCUGUGUUUACUCGAGUGUGUGAAGCUGAACAUGAAGCCAAGGUUCAAGGUCCUGAAUUGCCUUGUUCAUCAUUCAGGAGUGACCUGUUUAAUUUCCCAAGGUCUCAGAAGGAAGAAGAGCCACCUGGAGCCUGGCAGAGCCAACAGAGGCUUGUGUCCUUGGGUUGUCGGCAGGUCCUUGAAUCUCGCCUGAGUGCUAAGCAAUCCUUGGGCUGCAUAGAGGAGGGAAAGGCCACGGAGCUUGAUGCUGCAUGGAAAGCCCCAAAGAAGCCAGAUUCCGGUUUUGCUGCAGAAGAGAACAAGAAAGGUCAAAUGUCAAAGGCCAGCUCCAGCAGCAAGGGGAUCCAGACUGUAGGAGAGUUUCUACAUGGUCCAGCAGACUUCAUGUCAGCAGCCACCCAGACAGUGUCUAGCAGCCAGGUGGAAGCCGGAACCAGCAUGGCUGGAUUGUGGCCUGGGCAUCAGAAUGCUAAAGUGCAAACAGAGGAGGAUCGUGCAUGGAGGCCAGCAAGCACUCCUGGGAACACACCAGAAUCUCUGCACAACCAGAGCGGGGGAGAAUUUGAUUUGCCUCACCCACCUGCAGGCAGAGUCCUGCGUCGUCACAUGCGAACGAUUCGUGAAGUGCGCACGCUUGUGACACGGGUCAUCACAGAUGUCUACUACAAGGAUGGGGCUGAAGUGGAACGCAAGGUGGUUGAGGAGAGUGAAGAGCCCAUUGUGGAGUGCCAGGAGUGUGAGGUGGACAUCUCUCCCUCCCACACAGGGGGCUCUUCACUUGCCUCUGGAGAUCUUGGAGAUGUCAGCUCCUUUUCAUCAAAGGCCUCAGGACCCCAGCGCACAUCCAGCGGAGGAAGCAGUGCCUUGUCGGUGGCUCAUAGUGGUGCAAGCUCUGGCCGAGGAGCUGGGCCCCUCAGAGGGGGGACUUGCCCAGAAAUGGUGUCUGUAGACUUUGCCUUGCCUCGGCUGAGAAAGCUGAGCCCUAAGAAGGGGGGCAGCCGGCAGGACCAUGUACCAGUCGCGGUGUGUGAGGACGACGAAGAGCAAGGCCUGAGCAGCCAACGAGGUGGAAGUGUGCCUCUUGCUCCUCGUGGACGAGGGAAAAGGGGCCGUCCUGCUUCACGCUCAACUGGAACAAGGGGCGAUCUGCCAGUGAUGGCGGAUCUUUCAGCAGCAGCAGCCUCGCCUGAAGGAAAACGUUCUACGCACAUCACAGGUCACCCUGAGAGGCAGGAGCAAGCUGAUGCUUGUCUGCGGCGCAGCAACUCCCCUGAAAUCCCCUUGCAAGAGCGGCUGGGUCUCUCUGAUAGCACAGGGCUCUCCUCCUCUUCCGGGAAUAGCCUUGUGGGCCUCCGGGUGGUGGCAAAGUGGUCCUCAAAUGGCUACUUCUAUUCUGGAACCAUCACACGGGAUGUCGGGGGUGCCAAAUACAAGCUCCUCUUUGAUGAUGGCUAUGAAUGUGACGUUCUGGGCCGAGACAUCCUCUUGUGUGACCCCCUCCCCCUGGAAACAGAAGUGACGGCCCUCUCGGAAGACGAGUUCUUCAGUGCAGGGGUGGUGAAAGGCCACCGGAAGGAGUCUGGGGAGCUGUUCUAUUGCAUUGAGAAGGACGGGCAGCGGAAGUGGUACCGGCGGACAGCGGUCAUCUUGUCUUUGGAGCAAGGGAAUCGACUCCGGGAACAAUUUGGGCUUGGCCCCUAUGAGCCCAUCACUCCCCUGAACAAGGCGGCCGACAUUAGCCUAGAUAACCUCGUAGAGGGAAAGCGUAAGAGGCGCACCCUUGGCUCCCCCAGUACCUCCAGCAGCACGACACCCAUCCGCAAGGGCUCUGAGAGCCCCCAGACACCGCACAGGUCGCUGCUGUCUGGCAAGAGGAAGCUGGUCACCUCCGAAGAAGAAGAGAAAUCCCCAGCGAAGCGGCGGCGAUCCACCCCGACGAAGUCAGGCGCCAAAGAGAUGGUGACCCUCCAAAUCCGUGGAAGGGACUCCGGAAGCCCCUUGGCGGCUGAUGACCAAUGGGGGCCUUUACCCCUCAACAAGACCCUUUUUUUAGGCUUUGCCUUUCUUCUCACAACAGCGAGCCCCACAGAUAAACCCUCUAUUUGCCGAAAACUUGCAGUGAACAGUGAAGAGGAGGAAGAAUUCUUAGAGACAACACCUUACAACCAGCACUAUGUGGAACUGCAGCUGCAAGCUGGAGGCGGUUUCAUCCUGGAGGACUUCAAUGAAAGCCAGUGCAGAGCAGCCUCUCAGUGCCUCCUGAUCGCGGAUCAGCCCUGCCGCACCCGGAAGUACUUCCUGUGCCUUGCCCAAGGAAUACCCUGUGUGUCCCACAUUUGGGUCCAUGACAGCUGCCAUGCCAACCAUCUUCAGAACUAUCGGAAUUACUUGUUGCCAGCAGGUUAUAGCCUGCAGGAGCAGAGACUGCUGGAGUGGCAUCCCCGAAAGAACCCUUUCCAUAAACUGAAGGUGCUUCUAGUGUCUGAUGAGCCACAGGACUUCUUGGAAUUCUGGUCCGAGAUACUCAUGAUGGGGGGAGCAGCUUCUGUCAAGCAGCAAGAAUCAGCCACAUGGAACAAAGAUGUGGGCAUAGGUGCAUUUGAUGUGGUGGUGACUGACACUUCCUGCCCACCCGCAAUCCUGAAAUGUGCUGAAGCAUUACAGCUGCCAGUGGUAUCCCAAGAAUGGUUGAUCCAGAGCCUCAUUGCUGGGGAUAGAGUUGGAUUCAAGCAUCCGAAGUAUCAACAUGGCUGCGGCCCCUGUUGAAACUUCCAUUUUGCUUUGCUAUCGUACAGGUUUUAAAUUUUUCUGUAACUUGACCAGUGCAUGAAGUGCUUGUAUAUAAUUGUAACUUCUGGACUUUUAUGAUAAAAAAAUAAAUGUCAGUUUUCUUGUUGUA